Messenger RNA from Cadophora gregata, 2440 nucleotides. It is a transcript of the gene VAC8, whose product is annotated as Vacuolar protein 8. The record is from RefSeq and is a predicted model, not a curated record. Bases 467 to 2143 code for a protein of 558 amino acids. Gene Ontology annotation, molecular function: protein binding; protein-membrane adaptor activity. The transcript is spliced from 7 exons. Gene Ontology annotation, cellular component: fungal-type vacuole membrane. Gene Ontology annotation, biological process: nucleus-vacuole junction assembly; vacuole inheritance. Lineage: Eukaryota; Fungi; Ascomycota; Leotiomycetes; Helotiales; Ploettnerulaceae.
GCAGGGGAUACGAGCAGGAAGAGGAGGAGGGUUGGAGCUCGAAAGUUAGGCGAGUGAGGCUGGGUCUGUCGCUCACCUGCCUGGUCCACGCUCGUGCUGGCUCCUUGGCGCCUGCCGCGCCGACGUAGCACCCUGACCUGAACCCGAGUGAGGGAAUGAGCUACUUGCUAUCUCCAACCUGAUCAAAACCUCUCUAGAUCAGAACCGGACCUGACUGGCCCAGGCAAGCUCGACCCUCUCCUAUCCAAGUCGUCUUCAUCGCCUCGUUCAGUCCUUCCACUUCUCGAGCCUUUUAUUUUGUUCGUGUGAAUGGCCCCUUGAGCCUCCCUUCGGACCAAGCCCACGCUUUCGACCUGACACAUCCUGUUGACUUUGCUUUGUCCACCCACUAGCCAGCUCACUUUCCACCAAAACAAUUGACCUCGACUAAGAUACACGACCAGUCCUGCGGGACCGAGCUUUGGAGAUGGGUGCCUGUGGAUCUUCAUGCUGCGGAAGCAAAUCUCGCGAUGGCCUCUAUGAACCAGUCCUGGCCGAGAGUGAACGAGAGGCUGUGGCAGACCUCCUACAGUAUCUAGAGAACCGUGGCGAGACCGACUUCUUUUCCGGCGAACCUCUCCGAGCUUUGAGUACUUUGGUCUUCUCUGAUAAUGUAGACCUACAACGGAGCGCAAGCUUAACCUUUGCGGAAAUUACAGAGCGAGAUGUUCGUGAAGUUGACCGUGAUACCCUGGAGCCAAUCCUAUUCCUCCUUCAGAGCCCCGAUAUCGAAGUUCAAAGAGCCGCCAGCGCUGCGUUGGGAAAUCUUGCUGUCAAUACCGAGAACAAAGUCGCUAUCGUACUCCUCGGUGGCCUCACCCCUCUUAUUCGCCAAAUGAUGUCGCCGAAUGUCGAGGUUCAAUGCAAUGCGGUUGGAUGCAUCACAAACUUGGCAACUCACGAGGACAAUAAGGCAAAGAUUGCCCGGUCUGGAGCAUUAGGUCCACUCACCCGUUUGGCAAAAUCUAAGGAUAUGCGCGUACAGAGAAAUGCUACUGGAGCCCUGUUGAACAUGACACAUUCUGAUGAGAAUCGACAACAGUUGGUGAAUGCUGGAGCUAUUCCUGUGCUCGUUCAACUCCUCUCCUCUACAGACGUCGAUGUUCAAUACUACUGCACCACAGCUCUCAGCAACAUCGCGGUUGAUGCAAACAACAGGAAGAAGCUGGCACAAAACGAGAACAGACUCGUGCAGUCCUUGGUAGCCUUGAUGGAUUCUUCUUCGCCAAAGGUUCAAUGCCAGGCAGCUUUGGCUCUUCGAAAUUUGGCUUCGGAUGAGAAAUACCAGCUCGAGAUUGUGCGGGCUCGAGGUCUUGCGCCAUUACUCCGAUUGUUGCAAUCUUCAUACCUACCUCUAAUUUUGUCCGCCGUCGCCUGUAUACGAAACAUCUCGAUCCAUCCACUCAACGAGUCCCCUAUCAUAGAUGCCGGCUUCUUGAAGCCGUUGGUCGACCUGCUGGGAUCCACUGACAAUGAAGAAAUUCAAUGCCAUGCGAUUUCUACUCUAAGAAAUUUGGCCGCCAGUUCUGACCGGAAUAAAGCCCUCGUUUUGGAAGCUGGUGCUGUACAGAAGUGCAAGCAACUUGUGCUCGACGUCCCUCUUAGCGUGCAGUCUGAGAUGACAGCCGCCAUCGCUGUUCUGGCUCUCAGUGACGAGCUGAAGACACAUCUUUUGAAUCUAGGUGUAUUCGAUGUGCUCAUUCCGUUGACCGACUCCCAAAGCAUUGAAGUGCAAGGUAACAGUGCUGCAGCUCUGGGAAACUUGUCGUCGAAAGUGGGUGAUUAUUCCAUUUUCAUCCAGGACUGGACAGAGCCAAACGGAGGUAUCCAUGGUUACCUAAAGCGUUUCCUCGCCAGUGGAGAUGCCACUUUCCAACACAUUGCAAUUUGGACUCUUCUCCAACUGCUGGAAUCUGAGGAUAAGAAACUAAUUAAUCUCAUUGGAAAGUCCGAGGAGAUUGUACAGAUGAUCAAGACGAUUGCCGAUACUCAGAUCGAAUCCGACGAUGAAGCCGAAGAGGAUGGCGAAGGGGAGGUUGUGCAACUUGCUCAACGAUCUCUACAAUUGCUUGGGCAAAACAAACCGUCCCAUAUUGAAGGUUGACCCAUACCAAAUGUUCCGUUAUAGAAUUUGUGCUUUGUUCUGCAUUUUGGCUGGAAGGGCGAGGUGUUUGGCGCAUUUAGUGAGGGCAUACUUUAGUAGCGAGCAUUGACGGAGCUGAGGCGAGAGAAAGGGCGAAGCUCUUUUCAGGUCGAUGGGAAAAUGAGGCAAUCCGGCCAUCCUUUUCGCACACGUUUUAUUCGAGCUUUUACUCCUACUUGUCGUGGUCCAUACAGGACUUGGGGGCUUAUUCCAUGUAAUUAGAUAGGACUUUUAUGAUAUCCACUACAGCUUCGAAUU